Messenger RNA from Elephantulus edwardii (Cape elephant shrew), 936 nucleotides. RefSeq names its product beta-1,3-galactosyltransferase 5-like. The record is from RefSeq and is a predicted model, not a curated record. Lineage: Eukaryota; Metazoa; Chordata; Mammalia; Macroscelidea; Macroscelididae. The transcript has a single exon. Bases 1 to 936 code for a protein of 311 amino acids. Gene Ontology annotation, cellular component: membrane. Gene Ontology annotation, molecular function: N-acetyl-beta-D-glucosaminide beta-(1,3)-galactosyltransferase activity.
AUGGCUUACGUGAAGAUGAGAUGUGUCUAUAUUUUCCUUCUGUUUCUGGGAGCCCUUUGCUUGUAUGUUAGCAAGUACAAUGUAACUCCAUUUAAAGAAGAGAGAUUUGUUUUCAAGAAAGGAAGUGGGAUCUUCCUUCAGCUCCCGGAAGUGGACUGCAGGCAGAACCCGCCUUUCCUUGUCCUGCUGGUGACUUCCUCACAUAGUCAGCUGGCUGCUCGCAUGGCCAUCAGGCAUACCUGGGGAAAAGAGAAGGUUGUGAAGGGAAAACGAAUAAAAACUUUGUUUCUCCUGGGUGCUGCAACCAAACAGGAUGAAAUGACAGCGGUGGCCUAUGAAGGUCAACAACAUCAGGACAUUAUCCAGAAGGACUUUGUGGAUGUCUAUUUCAAUUUGACUCUGAAGACCAUGAUGGGCAUGGAAUGGGUCCACCACUUCUGCCCUCAGGCUGCCUUUGUGAUGAAGACAGAUUCAGAUAUGUUUGUAAAUGUCUACUAUCUGACUGAAUUACUACUGAAGAAAAACAGAACAACUAGGUUUUUUACGGGCUUCUUAAAAAUGAAUGAAUUCCCAAUUAGAACAAGGUUCAGUAAGUGGUUUGUCAGUAAACAUGAGUAUCCCUGGGACAAGUACCCACCGUUUUGCUCUGGCACGGGGUAUGUUUUUUCUAGUGACAUUGCGAGCCAGGUGUAUAAUGUUUCUGAGAGUGUUCCCUUCAUUAAAUUAGAAGAUGUGUUUGUGGGGCUCUGCCUGGCCAAACUGAACAUUAAGCUGGAGAAACUUCACUCAGAGGAGACCUUUUUCCCUGAGGGGUUGCAUUUCUCCACUUGUCGCUUUAAGAAAAUUGUGGCCUGCCAUUUUAUCAAGCCUCCAGAAAUGUUGAUUUAUUGGCAGGCCCUGGAGAAUUCCUGGGGACAGAAGUGCCCAGUUGUUUGA